Molecule: messenger RNA, 1455 nt
Organism: Lactuca sativa (garden lettuce)
Lineage: Eukaryota; Viridiplantae; Streptophyta; Magnoliopsida; Asterales; Asteraceae
Source: RefSeq, a predicted model, not a curated record
ACAGUACAUAAAAAUAUUGAGAUCAUCACCAUCACACCCUUUGCUAUUAUCUAUUCAUCAUCAUCAUCAUAUCAACAACAUCAUUUCUUCAUUCAUCUUUCCUUCUCUUCUUUUGCUUCUCAUUAUCUUUUUUUCAUCUUCUACUCGCUCAGAUCGGAUCAUUUAUCUUCCUUUCCACGCCACUCAAACACAAAAUCGAACACCCCCCAUUCGAAAAUUUGAAGUAAAAGUAUUCAAAAAUUUCAAACCCAGAUUGAAAAUCCCGUUCUAUCUUACAACGAAUUACAGAAAUCGAAAAAGGGGUUUCUGUAUCUUGGGGAAAUUAAUGAUAUUUAUGAGGUGGGGUUUUGUUGUUAAAUGGGAAAUGUAACCUCAAACAUAGCUGCAAAAUUUGCAUUUUUCCCACCAGAACCACCAUCGUAUGAUGUUUUUAGAGACGAAGAAGAUACACCAAAUGGCGAUAAAAGAUACUGUAUUACAGGUAUAACAGCUGAUAAAAACGUCGACGUUCAUUUGCUUGAUACAAAGGUCGGAAACAAAAUCGUUGCUACCUUCUGGAAACACCCUUUUGGUAAAUUCACCCUUCUCUACUCUCAUGGCAACGCUGCUGAUUUGGGGCAGAUGCAAGAACUAUUUAUCGAACUCAGAGCUCACCUCAGACUCAAUAUCAUGAGUUAUGACUACUCGGGAUAUGGAGCAUCAACGGGGAAGCCGUCUGAACUCAACACAUACUACGACAUAGAGGCAGUGUACAAUUGUUUGAAGGACAAAUAUGGAAUUAAACAAGAAGACAUCAUCUUAUACGGCCAAUCUGUUGGCAGUGGGCCCACGUUACACUUGGCAGCUCGGUUACAAAGAUUGAGAGGCGUGGUUCUACAUAGCGCCAUCCUUUCGGGAAUACGAGUUUUAUAUAAUGUCAAGAUGACAUUUUGGUUCGAUAUAUUCAAGAACAUCGACAAAAUACAAAAAGUUAGCUGUCCGGUUUUAGUUAUACAUGGAACAAAUGAUGACAUUGUUGACUUUUCACAUGGGAAAAGAUUAUGGGAACUUGCAAAAGAAAAAUAUGACCCAUUAUGGGUUCAAGGUGGAGGCCAUUGCAACAUUGAAACAUACCCAGAGUACAUAAGGCAUUUGCGCAAGUUUAUAAGUGCAAUGGAGAAGGUCUCAGUUUCAAAGCCAAGUAAGCAAAGAAGUUCUUCGGGACCAAGUAUGACAGGUGUUAAACACAACAAAUGUUUGAGAUUUGGUAAAAAAUAGAUGUAUUUUUGUGUUGAUGUUUGAGAAAUUAUGCAUAAAUCUUGGCUGUUUGAUCCGUUUUCGGUUGAAUUCGAGUGAGUUUUGUUGUUGUUUCUACUCGGCGUAUUCGAUUGGGGUUCUUGUGUAAUUAGGAUCAUUGAUUUUUUAAGUAGAAGUUAGAAAUUUUAUGUAAUGGAAAAACCCCACGAAUUGUUGUCU